Molecule: messenger RNA, 1947 nt
Organism: Folsomia candida
Lineage: Eukaryota; Metazoa; Arthropoda; Collembola; Entomobryomorpha; Isotomidae
Product: galactokinase
Exons: 10
Coding region: 406-1590 (394 amino acids)
Biological process (GO): galactose metabolic process; carbohydrate phosphorylation
Cellular component (GO): cytoplasm; cytosol
Molecular function (GO): galactokinase activity; ATP binding
Source: RefSeq, a predicted model, not a curated record
CAAACCUCUUCGAUAUAUUGUACAGUAUUGAUCCUGUUAUGAACACAAUUAUUGCACACAACACUCCACUUAACCGAUUUAUUAUGAGCUUCCAACUCUUCCAAUGUGUCCUUAUUAUUCCAUCUGACACGUCCUCAUAACACAAACACACCGUUAUCAGAUCAAAUCAUAUACAUACAGAUACGUAAUCUAAUAAAUUCUACUCGCUAAAAAUUGUGGCAAAUUAUAUCACCACGUUAUCGCACUAAUUUAUUACACAGAGCCCAAGCGGCAUGUUAUGUGCUAGUGUUUUACAUACAAUUCAAUUGUCAGACCACACAGUUAGUCAAAUCCCAAGGUGAAGUUCAUUCUUCGUGAGAAUCAGAAUUUAUACAACCGAACAAAUUGUUGUUACACUGCAUAAGAAUGGAAGUCGUAGAAAGUUUACCGGAUUUGGUGCUAAAGUGCAAAAAUGCAUUUGCGAAGGAAUUUGGGUGCGAUCCCAUUGUGGGGGCUAAAGCACCGGGAAGGGUUAACAUCAUAGGAGAGCACACCGACUAUAACGAUGGCUAUGUUUUUCCAAUGGCAAUUCCACUUUAUUCUGUGAUGGUUGGGAGGUACAACGGCACCUCUAAAAUCAGGAUAGCAACUUCUGCAGAAGUGGAUAACCCCAAAAGAGUAGAGUUUGACACUCCUUCAAAAGAAAAUCCACUAACUCAAGGGGAACCAAAAUGGGCAAAUUACGUGAAGGGGGUGCUUCAUCAUUUUUCACAUGACAUUUCUGGAUUUGAUGCGUUCAUAAUUUCUAAUGUUCCUUUGGGCGGUGGGCUCUCCAGCAGUGCUUCCGUCGAAGUUGUCACAUGCACAUUUCUUGAAGCUCUUACAGGAAAAUCACUGCUGCUGGCGGACAAGGCUCUUCUGUGUCAGAAAGCAGAACAUACAUUUGCUAAUAUGCCUUGUGGGAUUAUGGACCAAUUCAUCUCGUGCAUGGGUAAAGCCAACUCAGCGCUUCUGAUUGACUGUCGCAGCUUGGAAACAAAAACCGUGACACUGGAAGGUGGCAAAUCAGAUGUGGAUGAUAGCGUCGCCUUUCUUGUCGUCAAUUCCAAUGUGAAACACCAACUGAGUGGUAGUGAAUAUCCUCAGAGGAGAGGCGAUUGCUUUAAAGCUGCCGAACUUCUUGGCGUCAAGAGCUUGAGAGAUGCAAAUAUGACAGCUCUGAGAGACAAAAGAGACGAGCUGGGAGAAAGAGUUUACAAAAGGGGACUUCAUGUCGUCAGUGAGAUCGAAAGGUGUACAAAAGCAGUCAAAGCCAUUGAGGAGAGACAACUCGAAGAGCUGGGGAGAUUAAUGUACCAGUCUCACGUUUCACUGAGGGAUCUUUACGAAGUGUCGUGUCCCGAGUUGGAUGAAUUGGUCGAUAUUACUAUGAUAACCCCAGGAGUCUACGGUUCUAGGAUGACUGGAGGAGGAUUCGGUGGUUGCAUUGUUGCGCUGGUGAAGGCUUCUCAAGCCCCAAAAAUUGUGGAAGAAAUUCACAAGAAUUAUUCCAAAAAAGCCACUUGUUAUGUUUUCAACGGGGUUGACGGAGCGUCUCAAAUUCAACUUUGAGAAAGCAUGGGGUUGGAUAAAGGCAAGACAUACGCAAGAUUUAUCUUACGAUAAAAAUUUGUAUGCAUAAGAACGACAUUUAAAUAUUUUGAUCACAGUAAAUUAAAGUAUGUGUAACUUGUAUAAUGAAUUUAGAAUUCUAGCAACUUUCUAUCCAAUUCACAAAUUAUAUUUUUAAUACUUGGACUAAAACAAAUUCUCAAGACAAGCUUGUUUAUAAAACAUACAUCUUUUAAUUUUAAGUGACUAUAUAGUGUAGACGUAUGUAUAUAUGUAUGUAAAGUACAUGAUAAAUAUGACACGUGUCAGAAUUUUCUUUGUCUCUUUCGUAACUAAUAAAUUAAACCACGUCCAAUA